GCAUCAUCUGGCAACACUUGGUCGUCAAAAUUUUUAUUAGUAAGCGUAUUUUUUUCCGUAUUUUGGCCCAGAAAUAAAAUAAAGCUGUUAAAAAGGACAUCAGUUAAACUACACCUCAGAGCCAGGCGGGUCGCAAGACCUGGGAAACAUAACAAAAGAAAUUCUAAAAUUGCAAUUGGGCUUUGUGACGGCGGCAGAAUGUCGAAUUUAUCGGUGGGCCAGAUAAUAAUGGACGCCCAGCGCAUGGCCAGUCGGGUCAAGGACCUGGACGCACUGGGAACAGCGCUGCUCGAGGAGGCGGAGACGAACAAUAGGCUGGUGGAGAGCUUGCGACAGUACCAGGACGACAUCGAGUCGCUCAACCGCAUCUCGAACAACAAGACCAAUGCCGACAUGGUCAAUCGGAUCCAGCAGCAGAAUAUCAACAGCUCGGAGAUACUCAAGGAGAAUCGCGAACUGAAGAUCUGCAUCGAGGACUACGAGCGGGCCAUGGAGCUGAUGAUGCAAAAGUACCGCGAGCACACAGUGUCCAAGGUGCUGGACAGCAAGUUUAACUUCAAGGAGCUGUACAACGAGCGCAUGUGGCAGGUGAUCCGCGAGCAGCGGGAGAAGAUCAACGAGAUGGCCGCCGUAAUGCAGCGGGCGGCCAGCGCGGACGAUGGGGUAGUGCAGCGAGAGCUGCAGACUAUCUCGCAGCUGCGCCUCGAGAAUGAGACACUGCGCGAACUGUUGCAGAUAUCCAAGCAGUACGGAUCUGCCCAGCGUCCAAUACGCGAAAGCGACCACCUGCUGGAGGAGAAAGCCGUGCAGACGGAUAUCAUGGCGGACGACUCGGCUGACGAUCUGUCCAUUUCGGGCGCCUCUGUCGAGAAUAUGAACAACAACUCUGUUAUCCAGAUGUACAGCAGUCCGGAGCCAGCGGCGAAGGCGUGCAACAACUCAUUCAACACUGCCCCCAGUCAGAAUCAAAGUCAAAGCCAAACGCAGCCACAGCCUGCUCCCACGGUGAUCCUGGAGGCGGGGGAUCAGCCUGUGGUCAAUGAUAACAACAAUGGACCUGCAGCAGCCAGCUCGCAUCUGCCACCGCCGCCGCUGGUGCCGUCAGUGACGACGACGCCAAACGACUCUGGCGAGGAGCUAGCGGCCACACCACCCACUGCCGCCGAUGUCCCCAGUGCAACAUGAUAGGCAGAGGUGCUGCUACCUGCCAUUGUUGAAUCAUAUAUGCUCUUCAUUUCGCUCGCGCCGCUGUUGCAUCGUAUUUACUCACUCACCCAACUCACAAAACAGCUCACACAUGAAGAGGGCACACACAUUCGUCAUCGGAUAGCCUGAUUUAGGACCUAGCGAUUAAUAAUCUCUAAUUUAUACAUACGUAUUAGAGCAUAGUGUCUAUAUACACACAUUGUAAACAAUGGAAAUGGAGUUAAUCAUUUAAAUGAAGGCGAAACCCACUCACACACAAACACAAAACGAAUGUAAUAAUGUACACCAUGUACUCUGUCGAUUUUAUGAUUUCUAAAUAAAUUCCGUAACAAAUCGAGAAAUAAUCAGA
Messenger RNA from Drosophila kikkawai, 1555 nucleotides. RefSeq names its product Fibroblast growth factor receptor 1 oncogene partner 2 (gene Fgop2). The record is from RefSeq and is a predicted model, not a curated record. Lineage: Eukaryota; Metazoa; Arthropoda; Insecta; Diptera; Drosophilidae.